CCUCUAUGAAGCCAAAAUUCAGUCGAUUUAUCCAUUCCAUAGGAUGUACAAAAACAUGGCCACCGGUAUCAUCAUUGUGACGUCCAGUGGCUAUAGAAGUGGGAUGCUGCUUCAUUAUUUUGCAGGUAAAAUGCAGUUCCUCCGCUCCAUCUUCUCCUCCACUCGAGGCAUCUCAACCAUCGUACCCACCAACCAUCCCAACCCGGGCAAUUUCGCCAAUCGACCCAAGUAUGAGAUGCGCGAGAUAGCACGCAAGGGAGGGCAAAAGGGCGGCAAGGCAAAGGGUGUAGGCGGGUUUCACGACAUGGAUCCCAAGAAACAGGUAAAGUUUUCUCGAGGGUAUGUAUAUCUUGAUUUGAUUGAUGCUGACGACCUAUUUAUUGUUGAAAGCAUGAGAUUGCGUCUAUGGGUGGUCGGGCGGUACACAAAGCAGAAGAACAGGGAGGUCAUUAUACGAGGGGAAGGAGAGGGGGGGAUCCAUCAUAUGCAGCGCCGGGGUUUGGAGGUGAACAAACUGCAUAGUUGAAUGAUAGUAGAGAAGAUGAAUCGAAACAAUUGAGAUUCGAUCCUUGCUCGUAGUCCGUAUGA
Molecule: messenger RNA, 588 nt
Organism: Penicilliopsis zonata CBS 506.65
Lineage: Eukaryota; Fungi; Ascomycota; Eurotiomycetes; Eurotiales; Aspergillaceae
Exons: 2
Coding region: 56-526 (156 amino acids)
Source: RefSeq, a predicted model, not a curated record